CUCCAAAGUAGUCAACAAAUGGCACCACUACUUCUCCUCUUCAUCCUCCUCCUUCCUCACUCCACAACCUCAGACUCCAUUGGCCAAUACUGUGACAAAGAUUUCCAAUCCCCACAAAUCCAAACAAGCAUCACCACAGUACUAUUUGACCUCCAAACCAAAGCUCCAAUCUCCGGCUUUGCAACCUCAUCCGCCGGCCAAGACCAAAACAUAGUCUACGGUCUCGCACAAUGCCGGGGAGAUGUCAGCUCAGCUGACUGCACUUCAUGCAUAGAUGAAGCCACACAGAAAGUAAAAACCAUUUGUCCAAAGAAAGCCGACGUUAGAAUCUGGUAUGAUUACUGCUUCAUGAGAUUUAACACUAAUAACUUCAUCGGCAAAGCCGAUACCGGUUAUGCUGUGAUUUAUAUCAACGUUGAGAAUGCUACUGAUCCAGAGAGGUUUGAUGUGGAGGUUGGGUCAUUGAUGAGUAAGGUGAGGGAGAAGGCAGUGGUGGCAGGGAAUGGAGGGUUGGGACGUGGGAAGAGUGAGUUUACACCAUAUGUUACUAUCUAUGGGUUAGCACAGUGCACAAGAGAUCUUGAGCCAUUGCCUUGUGCACAGUGCUUGUCGUCGGCGGUGGAGAAGUUCCCGGAGUAUUGCCGGUACCGGAAAGGGUGUCAAGUUCUUUAUAGUAGUUGUAUUGUGAGGUAUGAAGUUUAUCCUUUCUUUUACCCUCUUGAUGAUAAUACUAGUUAUUUUGGUAAUAGUAAUAUUACUAGUGAUCAUGUUGGGCAGUAUCUUGUUGUCACUGUUGUUACUUAAGGGUUAGUUUUUUUUUUAAUGCAUGCAUAAUAUAUAUGUUGAUAAUAAUAAGGUGUUGUUUGGUCUGAAUGGUUUGUAAGUUGUAACUUUUGUUGUUUAUGCAUUUUCAAAU
Molecule: messenger RNA, 916 nt
Organism: Dioscorea cayenensis subsp. rotundata (Guinea yam)
Lineage: Eukaryota; Viridiplantae; Streptophyta; Magnoliopsida; Dioscoreales; Dioscoreaceae
Product: cysteine-rich repeat secretory protein 55-like
Exons: 1
Coding region: 19-804 (261 amino acids)
Source: RefSeq, a predicted model, not a curated record